Molecule: messenger RNA, 2255 nt
Organism: Gadus macrocephalus (Pacific cod)
Lineage: Eukaryota; Metazoa; Chordata; Actinopteri; Gadiformes; Gadidae
Exons: 1
Coding region: 175-1605 (476 amino acids)
Molecular function (GO): nucleic acid binding; zinc ion binding
Source: RefSeq, a predicted model, not a curated record
UCUGUGUUGAUCUCUGUAUGGGCUGUGAAUGAUUGCUACGUAAAAGAUACAGGGAACAUAACAUAAAUUGGCGAUGAGGUGCGUAGUUCUGAAGACGUUUUACUGGUCAUCAGAACAAAAGAAGAACCACGUUGGAAGCUAGCUAGUGAGCUAGAGUGUAUCUGUUAAGAGGUGAUGAGCCAAUCUUCUAACGAAGACUCCAUCAUUGAAGUGCAAGCAACUGGGAGCAGACGCAUCAUGGCGGGAAUAAUUGGAAAUAUGGAUCCCUUUGAUGAUACCGGUGAACAAUGGGCAACGUAUAUUGAGCGUUUUGAACAUUACAUUCUGGCUAAUGAGAUCAGAACAGCUAAGAAAGUGCCGGUGUUGUUUAGUGUGAUGGGACCAACAACUUAUGGAUUACUUUGCAGUUUGGUGGCUCCUGACAAGCCUGGGGAGAUGGAUUAUGGACGUGUUGUGGAAGUAUUGCAAGCCCAUUUCGCUCCAAGACCGCUUGUUAUAGCGGAAAGAUUCCGGUUCCACAAGCGUAAUCAGGGGGAAGAGGAAACUGUUGCACAGUACGUUGCUGUACUGAAAAGACUUUCGGAACAUUGUGAGUUCGGUGCUUAUCUUGAAGACGCACUACGGGACAGAUUUGUCUGUGGACUAAAGACUGAAACAGUUCAGAAGUGCCUUUUAACCGAGAAGGAUCUCACUUUUCAGAAAGCAGUGGAUUAUGCGGUGUCGGCAGAGACAGCCACACGCGACGUGCAGCAAUUAAGUAGUUCACUUAAAGUGCAUGCAAUAAGUGCCAACAAAGGUGACCAAUGCCGCAGGUGCGGGAAAAUGAACGAUACAGAUAAAGACUGCUGGUACAAAGAUCGCGACUGUUACCAGUGUGGGAGGAAAGGCCAUUCCAAACACAUGUGUAAGAGUAAAGCCAGAAUCACCCAAGCCAGAAGCAGCCAAGACAGAGAAUGGAGACAGAAAGGUAAUACAAUGAAGCGCAGUGUUAAAGACAGAAAGAAGAGAAUUCAUCAUGUUGAUGCUAGGAAUGUUAGUGAAAGUGAUGAGACUAAAUCUGACACUGGAUCUGAGUUGGGACUUUAUGCCUUGUCGGAAAAAGGGAAAUAUUCCAGAAUCUCUGUGCUGCCUAGAGUUAAUGGAAAGAAAAUGGAAAUGGAAUUGGAUACUGGGGCUGCUGUGUCUUUAAUUUAUUGGGAACUGUAUAAAAGCAAGUUAAGUAAAUUACCUCUGCAACCCACUGAGAUAAUGCUCAAAACUUACACUGGAGAGCCAUUGGCACCGGAAGGGGUGAUCAAAGUACAAGUUAAGUUAAAUAAGCAGUGUGCUGUUUUGCCUUUGUACAUAGUGAAAGUUGAUGCACCUCCACGGUUUGGCCGAGAGUGGCUGAGAGUUAUCAAACUGAAUUGGAAAGACUUGAAGACAGUGCAUGCCUUUGAGCAAAGAGAGAAAGACAGCUUGAAGUUGGUGUUAAAGAGACACUCAGCUGUGUUCUCUACAGAGUUAGGCACACUGAAGCAGAUUAAAGCCACACUGACUGUUAGACCUAACAGUAUACCUAAAUUCUGCCCCCCACGUAAUGUGCCCUAUGCACUUCGACCUUGAGUUGAAGCCGAGCUGAAGCGCCUAACUGAGCUUGGGGUGAUCUCACCAUUGGAGAAUAGUGAGUGGGCCACACCUGUGGUGCCAGUUAUCAAGAAGGAUGGCACAGUUAGACUGUGUGGCGAUUUCAAGGUCACCCUCAACCAAGCUCUCUGCGUGGAUAGAUACCCACUACCACGCAUUGAAGACAUUUUUGCCUCUCUAGCAGGAGGGUAACGCUUCAGUAAGUUAGACUUAUCUAAUGCCUAUCUGCAGAUGGAGGUAGAAGAGAAGUGUAGGAAGCUGCUAACUAUCUCCACACAGAAAGGGCUAUUCCGCUUUAAUCGCUUGCCCUUUGGAGUAGCGUCAUCACCUGGCUUGUUCCAAAAGGCUAUGGAUCAAGUACUGCUCGGACUACCUUACACACACUGUUACCUGGACGACAUCCUCAUCAGUGGUCCUGAUGAACAGACUCACCUCAAAGCGCUGGAUUCAGUCCUAGGCAGGCUAGAGGAGUAUGGCCUGCAUCUCAAACAAGAGAAGUGCCUGUUUUUCCAGAAGUCUGUGGAAUACUUGGGCCACAUCAUUGACGCGGCCGGGCUCCACAAAUCACCGGAGAAGGUACGUGCUAUUGUGGAAGCACCAGCACCACAUGAUGUCAGCCAGCUACGUUC